This is a messenger RNA of Clunio marinus, 252 nucleotides long. Lineage: Eukaryota; Metazoa; Arthropoda; Insecta; Diptera; Chironomidae. The record is from the annotation of a GenBank genome assembly.
AUGGAGCUGAAUAGAGAAGAAAACAAUUGUGGAUACGACAGCAAAAAAACUAAAACCAGAUCCCAAGCGAGAAGCAAGCGAAAUAUAAAAGCGAUUGAAGCCAGAGACCAAGUGCUCGUCGACAUAAAUUGGUCAAUUUCGGAUUAUGUCUCACAAUUCACAAUUCACACACAUCACGCGAAACGCCAGACGAAACUUCCUCAAAAAACAAGAAGAGGAAAUAUUAAAAUAAUAGGGCCGGCAAAAGCAUAA